AUGUCCGGCGAACCACUCACCAAGGUCGACUCUGCCGUCCAGGGCCUCGGCACCUCCCCACCCAAGGAGACCAAGCACAGGAGAGCAUCCUCCAGCGCUGCUGGUGUGAUGAACAUCAAUGACCUGGAGGCCCAGGGCAUUGAGCUCCAAAUUGCAAAGGAGACGCAAAAGACGGGGUGGAAGAUCAACACCUCGCCAAGCACAAUAGAGGAGAAGGACAUGCUCAAGAAGCUGCUCACCACCCCCCCAGUCAAGAAGAUUGACCUGCACUUCCCAUUGGGACUCGAAGUAACGGCGAGGAACCUCAAGGGUGUCACCAUCAAGGAUGCGCUGGACGCUAUCCACAAGCAAUUCAAGAAGAGGGCUGACGACGAGCUCGAUGAACCAUACCUCAAGGGCUUCGAGUGGGACAAGGAGGAGUCAUGGACCAAGCUCAUUGUCCAUCUGUCCAAGGAUGCCGGUGUAGCGCCCGGCGGCGGCUCCAAGAAGAAGAAGAAGCAGGCUGCUGACGAGUAA
Molecule: messenger RNA, 516 nt
Organism: Podospora anserina S mat+
Lineage: Eukaryota; Fungi; Ascomycota; Sordariomycetes; Sordariales; Podosporaceae
Exons: 4
Coding region: 1-516 (171 amino acids)
Source: RefSeq, a predicted model, not a curated record